UUCCUUCUCCAUCAAUGCAUCAAGCCACAGCAAUUGACGCCGUCGACGCACUCUUAUACUAAUAUGAUCAUGAGUGAUCCCAGUGACAGUUACAACUUAUACUUAUCUUCCUGCUGAAUCAGUGCUCACAUGUGGUUCCUGAUUACUGUGGAAAUUUUAGACUUGAUGAUGCCUUGGCGAUGUCAAUCGGGGUUGUCUCCGAACGAGCACCUCGUCUGGUGUCAUGGAACGCGAUAAACAAUCGGACGUCCUUGACUCUCUUCUCCAAAAGCAGAACGAAAUUCUUGACGUCCUUAAGCGCUCAGAACUAGAGAAAGCGGACAAAGACGUCCGAUCACAGUUCUGGGAAACAUAUGAGGUGGUAGCAGGGGAAGUCGACAGCGAGUUCCUGGAGCGGUACAAUGGUGAUAUCGAUAUCAUCCCUACUUUCGCGGGUCUCUUUUCAGCUGUCACCACCUCCUUCAUAAUUGCGUCACAACCUAAUGCAGAAGACACCACCAACGCACUGCUGACCCAACUCAUAUUACUCGCGGCAAAUGGUACUUCAGCACCCCAGAGUAUUACGCUUCCGCAACCAGCAGGAUACUCGUCUAGUGAUGUUUGGGCUCAAAGCCUAGCCUACGCCAGUCUUUUACUUAGCCUCUUUGCUGCCUUUGGUGCCAUCCUGGGCAAACAGUGGUUAGGCUAUUACAAGUCCAACAGAUACGGUCAUGGCUCAAUGGAGGAACGUGGAAGGAGACGGCAACAGAAGAUGGAAGCACUAAGGACGUGGUACUUUGAUGCUGUGGUUCAGUCAUUCCCGGCGUUGUUGCAACUUUCGUUGUUCCUUUUCGGUACCUCCCUCGCCAUCAACAUGUGGUCUCAGCAACAGACCAUCGCACGUGUCAUUAUCUGUAUCACAUUACUUGGCGUUACGCUUUAUGGAUUCACCGUCUUCGCAGUCCCUCAUGUCCUCGGAUUGUCCCUUUCAAACGCCUGUGUCUGUCGUCAUCAGGCUUACUUGGCAACUCAUAGGAAUUCGCGUAGUACAGUUCUACGAUCUAUGCCAUUUGCGAUAUGCUCCGCGAUACAUUGGGUUAGGCGUGACGCUCGGAAAGUCGCUUCUUACAGGACUCGCUAG
Molecule: messenger RNA, 1120 nt
Organism: Suillus subaureus
Lineage: Eukaryota; Fungi; Basidiomycota; Agaricomycetes; Boletales; Suillaceae
Exons: 3
Coding region: 224-1120 (298 amino acids)
Source: RefSeq, a predicted model, not a curated record